Daldinia caldariorum is the source of this 2143-nucleotide messenger RNA. RefSeq names its product exonuclease V. The transcript has 2 exons. The record is from RefSeq and is a predicted model, not a curated record. NCBI's taxonomy places the organism in Eukaryota, Fungi, Ascomycota, Sordariomycetes, Xylariales, Hypoxylaceae. Gene Ontology annotation, biological process: interstrand cross-link repair. Gene Ontology annotation, cellular component: nucleus; mitochondrion. Bases 296 to 1948 code for a protein of 550 amino acids. Gene Ontology annotation, molecular function: single-stranded DNA 5'-3' DNA exonuclease activity.
CGGGGAUAGAACGCCUGUAAGACAGUGGGCCCCUGGCUCCAGCCUCCACCUACGCCUAUCUAAUUACAUCCAAUUAUAUUUGAAUAAACAUCGAAUCAUCAUCAUCAUCAUCAUCAUCGAGGUGUUCACUUUCAAUGCCGUCACCUCCCAUAACUUGACUUGAUCAAUGACUCGAUCUUCGCCGCCGCCGGCGCUGCAUUAGCUAAUAGCUCAUAUUCCCCCUUUCUAACAUCUAUCAUAGCGUAAUGAAUGAGCUACGUCUGCCAGUUAAAGAGCUGAUACCUACCUCCUACUCAUGGCUUCCUCGUCUACCCCCACCUUGAAUGGUGAUGGCGACAACGAUGGCGAAAGCGACUACGGGUCUGAUUUUUCUAUAGGGGAGGAAAGUAUUGUAAAUAAGCUUCUCGAAGAUAUUGGAAAUAAUACUUCAAUUCUCAGCAGCCUUACGACUACCGCUCCCAAUUAUAGGCAAUUUGUCUCAUCCAUUGCCUCACCCACAGAUACUAUCGCUACCAGUACGAGUAGCUGGUCUACCCCAUCCGCGUCGCUCCGACUGGACAAUAAGCACCAUGCAUCGGACUUGUACGCUCUGUCCGAGAAUGUCCCAUCCGCUAAGGUUCAGGAACCCGGGGCUGGUCAGAAACUUCCCAACUAUAUCCCGUAUGUGACACCGUCUUUGCCAUUAGGUAGCAUUCAGUACCCAAAUCUUAAUCGCAUACUAUCAGACCCAGGACCCGAUAUACCACCCAAGCCAGAACCUACACAGCGCCCGACAGACUCUCGCUCGCCCCUGCAGCGUUUUCGUUCCUUUCCUAAAAAGCCACUCACGGUCUCCGACUUGUCUUCCGGUGCAUGGUGCGAGCUACAGUAUUGGUACACGCUCACACUACUACCUGGAGGGAGGAAAAGGAGAACGGCGGCGAUGCGGGGUGGCACUCGUGUGCAUCAAACCUUGGAGGAUCAAGUACACACCACCGUCGAAGUCAACAUUACAACUAAAGAAGAAGCCUUUGCGCUGCGAAUAUGGAACAUCAUCCAGGGCCUCCGCACCCUCCGAGAAACUGGCAUGACUAGAGAACUUGAAGUGUGGGGAAUUAUCGAGGGCCAAGUCGUAAAUGGUAUCAUAGACGAAGUGAGCCAUGAGAGUCCCAAUGCAGCUUUUGAGCAGGAGCUCAGCCAAUCAGACUUAUCCAAGGGCUUCACAACAGGCGUUUCGAGUCAACAGGCAUCCAUAGUAGACUUUUCGCAACGGCCUCUAAAAAAGAUUUACUUGACUGACGUCAAAACAAGAGGUUCAGAUAGACUGCCCACCGGCGCCGCGCUGAGGCCAGCUAGGGUCCAGUUGUUUUUGUAUCAUCGGCUAUUAGGCGAAAUGGCUUCUGGCGUGGUCGAUUUUACUGUUAUUUUGGAUCGAUACGGCCUCAUAGCCGAUGCUUUAUUUUCUGACGCUUUCAUGGCUCAGGUAGGCGACUUACAUGACGAGAUAUUUUACGACGCAGACUCGGAUGUGGAGGGUACUUCCUCACCUCGUUCUACGCGCAGUGUAUGUGACAGCGAUCGGCCUGACUCGUCUUCCAAUAGACUUCCUCAGGAUCUGAUAAAAUAUCGGUCUAUCUCGCAGAUACUCCCGUUGUUGCGGUCCGAAUUGCGCGAAACCUUCCCUCACGGCGCCGCUACACUCGGUGAGCUCCUCGCUGUCCAGUAUCGUCAUAGGGACGGUGGCCGGAUCCUUGGGAACAAUUCGUUUCCUAAUGAUCCCGAGGCUUUAGAGAAUUAUAUUAGAGAAAACCUCAAGUGGUGGCGAGGCGAGAGGGAUCCCGAAGGCGUUUCUAUAGAAGAGACUUAUAAGUGUAGGUCGUGUGAAUUUGCGGAGAGAUGUCAAUGGCGAAAGGAUAAGGAAGCCGAAUUUUUACGGAAGAAAAGGAGCGUCACAAGCAUUAGAACCUAACCUAGUAACUUGUCCUUUUCAUGUCGGCUUAGCUUAGACUUGUGAAUCAGCUAAGUGUUUAGGAUCUAGAAUUCUAAGCAUAUCUAUAUAUUGCGACCGCCUUUAUAGCUCUCUUUUCCAGUAAAUUAAAGCUUAUAUUAAUGGGUUCGAUGGAUAUCACAAGAGUCUACAUUGAGAAUCAUUGGUCUUCUUCAA